AUGAUGGCAAAGAAAAGAAGUUUUGAAGUGGAAAAAGAGUCUUCGGAAACAUCAGAGGAGUCUAAAGAAAAUUUUAAGGUUUCUGGAUUAAUUGAUGCAGAAGACAGCGAUAGUGACAACGAAGAUAUAGUGAGCCAUGAAGAGGGAAUGGAAAAUAGUAUUCAUACUGCUGAUUCAGAUGAAGAUGAUGAUUCGGAGGAGGAAUUAAAUCGCCUUCUUGCGGAAGAAGAGGAAAAGGAAGAACAGAGCUCGGAAGAAGACAAUUCUUCCGCUGAAGACACGGACACUAUAACGGACAAACUUUCUGGAAUGAAACUUCGAACUCUUUCUAGUGGAUCGUUAAAUUCUAUGGGAGAGAGGAAAGGAAAAUGGGCAGAUGGCACACUUAGAUUAAUUAAACCUGAAAUAGAUCCGGUUUAUGAUUCUGACGAUUCUGACCGGGAGGACAUUAAUACGGUUGGAAACAUUCCGAUAUCUGUUUACGAUGAAUAUCCUCAUAUUGGUUAUGAUAUUAAUGGUAAGAGGAUCAUGAGACCAGCUAAAGGCUCGGCGUUGGAACAACUUUUAGAAAACAUAGAUAUACCGGAAGGUUGGACAGGAUUAUUGGACAAGAAUUCAGGAAAGACGCUCAACUUGACAGAGGAAGAGCUUAAUUUGAUUGGAAAAAUUGAGAAAAAUGAAAACACCGAUGACUCGGAAAGUCCAUAUGGACCUACAAUUAGGUGGUUUACGAGUGAACAGGAGGUUAUGCCAUUAAUGGCUACACCCGAGCCAAAAAGAAGGUUUGUUCCAUCCAAAAACGAGGCAAAAAGAAUUAUGAAAAUUGUCAAGGCAAUCAGAGAAGGCAGAAUUAUACCACCUGAAAAGAGAAGACAACUUCAGGAGGAAAACGAAAAGGAGGAACUGAAUUAUGAUUUGUGGGAUGGCACCGAUGACAAACUUACAGAGGAUCAUGUUAUGACUCUCAGAGCGCCCAAAUUACCACCACCGACGAAUGAAGAGAGUUAUAACCCACCUGAAGAGUAUCUACCUACCGAUGAAGAACGUAAUAAGUGGGAGCUAGCAGACUCAGAGGAUAGGGAGAAUAAUUAUCUUCCAACGAAGUACGACGCCCUUAGGAAAGUUCCAGGAUAUAGUGAGAGUAUUAGAGAACGCUUUGAGAGGUGCUUGGAUUUGUAUUUAGCCCCAAGACAAAGAAAAAACAAAUUGAAUAUCGACCCCGAAUCCUUAAUUCCAAAUUUACCGUCACCUAAAGACUUGAGACCUUUCCCAAUCCGUACGUCUACAAUUUAUAAGGGUCACAAUGGAGCUAUCAGGACUUUGUCAGUUGAUCCAUCUGGAAAUUGGCUUGCUACAGGUUCGGAUGAUGGAACAGUCAGAAUUUGGGAAAUUCUUACGGGAAGGGAAGUCUUCAAAACGGCUAUUAUUGAGGAUCCAGAAAACAAUGAGGAUCACAUAAGUGCGCUUGCAUGGAACCCUGCAAAAGAUGUUCGUAUUUUAGCUGUUGCAUGUGGUACAAAUAUUUACCUUGUGAUCCCUUCUAUAUUUGGUUAUGAUAUCGAAGAUCACAGCAGGUUGAAGAUAGAGAAUGGAUGGGGCUACGGAAAAAAUGGUAGCAAUACGACGAACCUUAAAAGCAUUGACAAUACAAAUGAGGAUGAUGGUGAAACUGAACAGGCUAAAUCAGAUGCCGCAACAUGGAAUAAACCAACUGGGUCACAGAAAUCACGGGAAAUAUCUUGCGUCAUAUCUACUAGAAGGAGUAAAGGUGAUUCAUCAAAGACCUGUGCCAUAACAAAGAUUUCUUGGCAUCAUCGUGGUGACUACUUUGUUUCUGUUUCGCCUGAAGGUGGCAAUAAAGCAUCAGUUUUGAUUCAUCAACUUUCUAGACACGUUUCACAGUCACCAUUCCGGAAGUCCAGGGGUAUCGUAAUGGAUGCACAGUUCCACCCAACGAAGCCAGAAUUAAUUGUGAUGUCUCAAAGGUAUAUUAGAAUCUAUGACCUUCAACAGCAGAAGCUGGUGAAGAAGCUUUUACCUGGGGCAAAAUGGCUUUCCUGUAUGGAUGUGCACCCAAGGGGAGGAGACCACAUUAUUGCCGGUUCCUUUGAUAAGAGGUUGCUAUGGCAUGAUUUGGAUUUGAGUAAUACACCUUACAAAACGUUGAGAUAUCACAAAAAAGCAAUUAGGGCUGUUGCGUUCCAUAAGGGAAGUAUGCCAUUAUUUUGUUCUGCAUCUGAUGACGGAACUAUUGAUGUCUUUCAUGCUACAUUGUAUGAUGACAUGAUGACAAAUCCUUUGCUUGUGCCAUUGAAAAAGCUUUCUGGACACAAAGUUGUUAACUCAUUGGGUGUGCUAUCUGUUUGUUGGCAUCCUAAAGAAGCUUGGCUCUUUUCAGCUGGUGCCGACUGCACUGCGCGCCUCUGGACAGAUUAA
Messenger RNA from Brettanomyces bruxellensis, 2436 nucleotides. It is a transcript of the gene ERB1, whose product is annotated as Ribosome biogenesis protein erb1. Gene Ontology annotation, biological process: ribosome biogenesis; maturation of LSU-rRNA from tricistronic rRNA transcript (SSU-rRNA, 5.8S rRNA, LSU-rRNA). The transcript has a single exon. Lineage: Eukaryota; Fungi; Ascomycota; Pichiomycetes; Pichiales; Pichiaceae. Gene Ontology annotation, cellular component: PeBoW complex; preribosome, large subunit precursor. The record is from RefSeq and is a predicted model, not a curated record. Bases 1 to 2436 code for a protein of 811 amino acids. Gene Ontology annotation, molecular function: ribonucleoprotein complex binding; protein binding.